This is a messenger RNA of Coturnix japonica (Japanese quail), 1784 nucleotides long. RefSeq names its product ring finger protein 212 (gene RNF212). NCBI's taxonomy places the organism in Eukaryota, Metazoa, Chordata, Aves, Galliformes, Phasianidae. Gene Ontology annotation, biological process: reciprocal meiotic recombination; homologous chromosome pairing at meiosis; protein sumoylation. Gene Ontology annotation, molecular function: SUMO transferase activity. Gene Ontology annotation, cellular component: synaptonemal complex. The record is from RefSeq and is a predicted model, not a curated record.
AUAGAGUGCCCAUUUACAAUAUAUCUUGUAAUAAAAUGUUUGGUUUUGGGAAAGAAGAAACACGAAUUACAGCUAUAUGGUAUGUGAAUUUGAAGAAGAAAGCUUAACAACAGGGUCAGACUUUGGCUGAUAUUUAGUGUAAGGCUCCUAAAUACACCCCGACACUAAAUAUAAAUCAUCUCACUUAAAAUGCAACUUUAAAUGCUUUUAAACCAAGGGCAAGCACCAUGUCAGAACUCACUCAGCAGACUUUUUAAGGUUCCUAUGCUGUCUGUGAGGAGCGCUCAUGGCGAAGCUCCCACACAGAGCCCCACUGAGGCUCUGUCACCUGUGGAAAGAAGAAGCCUCACAGACAGGGUGGGCACCCUCUCAGGUUUGGUGGCAAGUGGCUGUAAAGACCCCAUUAUUUUUGGAGUGAGGGUUAAAUCCUUCUUCCCCCUGCUCUCCACAGAGGGUGGAGAAGGGUUAAAGUCAUCUCCCAGCUCAGGGCUCGAGACAGGCAGAUGUGACAGAGGCAGGCCUGUAGACCGCAUGCAGCAGGGUGGGUGCCUGCCUCACCUUCAGGCUCCCUCCGGCCUCUCCUGCCUCUCCACCCCAUGGCCAUUCGAGUAUUUUGCAACUCCUGCUUCUGUGAGCCCCGUAAGUCCUCUCCACGGUUUAUCUUCACCAGCUGUGGCCAUGUCAUCUGUGAGCUCUGCCUCCAAAAAGGCAAAAAAGAUGAAUGUUUGAUCUGCAGAACUCCUUGUCGUACAGUAUUCCUUUCAAAAGAGACAAGUCCUGAAAUUCAGUCACUGUUCAUGGGAAUAGACACACUGUGCAAGAAAUAUUCAAAAGAAAUAACACAGAUAUCAGAAUUUCAAGAAAAAAAUCGUAAGCAUUUGCUAGCAUACCAGAGAGAAAAGAGAGUAAAGCUGGAAGAAUCUCUGAGGAAAGCAAGACAACAACUACAUCAGAUACAAUGUAUGAAACCUCCUCAGCAAGCUACUCAACUGCCAUUUGCCAGUACAAGCAGAAAUCCACUUUCCAUGCCUUCAAGAAGACCGAAUGGAUUUUCUUCUUAUUCUCUUCAACAUAGUAAUCCUUCCACUUCUGAAAUAAUGGAGUCAAUGGAGGUUGAUCCUGUACCUUCACCGGUGAGGAAACCUGAGACAAUGACUGGUCCAGCAAGAUUAUCAGUUAUAACUCCACCACAAGAUGGACGUAUGGGUAGUGUAUCCUACAGAAGUUCUCAGUCAUCUGGAAUAACAUCAAGUCAAAGUACAGUAGCAUCUACAAGAUCCACACCUAUAGGACUGCCACAUAAUGGAUGUUCACUUAGAUCACCAUCUGGAUCACAAAGCAGUAGGAGAGGAUCAUGGUCUGCUACUGAUUUCAGAACUCCUCCAUUGUAUCAAUUUACAUUACCAUCACCAAGGUCGUCUGUAACAAGACCUCCGAUCACCAUCUCUGGAAUUCUGCAAAGACAACAUUUAGGAACAACCAGUUUUGGAGGACAAACAGCAGAAAGAUAAGGGAAAGUCAGUGAUUUAUGUUGUUCAAUAAGCAUUUUGAAAAGCCUUGCACUGUUGUUGGGUAUCAAAGUGUUUGUAAUUUCUAUAAAAUGUCAAAGUAGCAUAAAACAACUAUUAUUCAGCGUGAAUAAUGUAUGUAAAGCAUUGCUGAACUUGCUAUUUAACAUCUGUAGUAACUUCAAGCAGGAUCACAAAAGAUUCUGGCUUUUUAAAGGUAUGUUGGCUUAAAAUAUAUUGUAAGAACUGUAAAAAUAAAUUACCUUUAUUAACGAA